UACAAACAUGUUGGAUCCACAAGGUUCCCAGAAAGCUACGCCAGGUGAAUGACGCAGGUUACACUCCCCAGCUGGUUUCCACUGGGCCUUUUCACCAUGCUAAACCAAACUUGAAGGCCAUGGAACAUCAUAAAACCAAGUAUCAGCAGGAAUUCUGGAAAAGGGAUUUCUGCAAACACAUUGGAGAGAAUGAUAUUGAAGAUUUCAUGAGGACAAGAAGAUCGCCGACAACGCAUCUGGGAUAGUUACGCAGGAACAUUUGAGCUCAGGAACAAUCCGGACCUGUUCUUCAGCGUGAUUCUACGAGAUGCCCUGUUCAUCUUUGAGCUGUUUUUGAGGGACUUUGAAAAUCAGCUUGGAAAUAAGAAGCCUGAUGAAGUGAAGGAUUAUAUAUUGAGAACACCGUGGCUGAGGAAUGUUAUAGAGUUGGACUUAAUAUUACUGGAAAAUCAGCUUCCCUUUUUUAUUUUCACAGAAAUGUUUGACUUCAUCCUCCAAACACAGCCGGAUAAUCAAGUGGAUAUGGAUUUGCCUUUUUAUCUAUCAAAACAUGGUCACCAAGGGGCGCUGGCAGGAUUAGAUGGAAAGAAAAUCCCACUAUUCCUUUCCACAUUUUGCCAUUGAAUUUUUCAGUAAUUAUUACUGCAUUGGAAGAGCUUUCUGCGAGGAAACGCUGGAAAAAGUUGAUCACUUUCAGCAACGCUUCAAUGCAGGUGGUUUGCUAAGCAUAGCCGAAACUAGACCACAAUUCAUCGCUGACGAUAUGAUCUGGGUCACCGAAACUAAUUUCUUCAAGAAUAUCAAACAUUUCAAUGAUAUGGUCAGAAAGUUUCUGUGUCCAACUGAUCUGAUGGUUCUGCUGUCUCAACCUGCUCAACCAAAUCAACCACCCUGUUCUUCUUGUUAUUCUCAAACAAAAACAUAGGUCAAUUAUAAUGGCAUGGAAGACCCAUCUGUUCAUUAUACCACCUGUUUUUACAGUGCUAAGCAACUGGAUAGAGCAGGGGUGAGCUUUGUGCCCUGUAAAAAUCAAUAUUUAACUAACAUAGUGGUUAAAAAGUUCAAGUACAAUUUUUUUCCUUGGAAAUCUUUGGAAUUGGUUGUCCUUGAGUUCAAGAUAGAAGAUAAUACAGAGUGCCUUAUGAGAAAUGUCAUGGCUUUGGAGCAGUGUGUUUAUCCAUUUCAGUCUUAUAUCUGCGAUUACAUUUCGCUGCUGGAUCAUCUCAUUAACACUGCUGAAGAUGUGGAAUUGCUGGUGAAGAAGAGAAUUGUUGACAAUUUGCUUGGCAGCAACGAUGCACUGGCAGAUUUGGUUAACAAACUUUGCGACCAAAUUGUGGAAUCGGGUUUGUGCUAUGGAACAAUCUGCAAACAACUUAACGAGCACCAUGACAAUUUUUGGAACGUCACCAAGACAAUCCUUAAGCGGGUUUACUUCAAGGAUCUUUGGACUAGCAGUUCUAGUAUAGUUGCGUUUUUUGUGCUUUUAUUCUCAGUUGUUUCUGUCAUUGUAAGCAUCAAAGAUAUGACCACAUGGUAAAAAAAAUAAUAAUAAUAAUAAAUAAAAUAAAAU
Molecule: messenger RNA, 1573 nt
Organism: Ziziphus jujuba (common jujube)
Lineage: Eukaryota; Viridiplantae; Streptophyta; Magnoliopsida; Rosales; Rhamnaceae
Exons: 2
Coding region: 941-1540 (199 amino acids)
Source: RefSeq, a predicted model, not a curated record